AUGUUGUUUUUCUUCUUUUCUCUGUCUUUAAUUUUCCUGCAGGCAUUUGGUCAGGCAUACACCAACCAGCGUAAAGUAGCCGAGGAUGGGGAGACAAAUGAAGAGACGCUGCUGCAGGAGUCAGCCUCUAAAGAAGCCUAUUACAUGGGACGUCUGGAUGACCUUCAAUCCCAGCUCAAAGUGAGCAGCUCCGCAGCCUCCAACGCCCAAGCAGAGACCGAACACCUCAACGCCCUAAUGCAGGAACUCAGAGAGAACAAUGAGACGUUAGAGCUGCAGAGGAGCCGGAUGAGAGAGGAGAUCAGAGAGUAUAAGUUCAGAGAGGCCAGACUUCUGCAGGACUACACUGAGCUGGAGGAGGAGAACAUCACUUUACAGAAACUGGUGUCAACACUCAAACAGAAUCAGGUGGAAUAUGAGGGUCUAAAGCAUGAAAUCAAAGUGCUUGAAGAAGAAACGGUGCUGCUCAACAGUCAAUUAGAAGAUGCUUUACGGUUAAAAGACAUUUCCCAAGGCCAGUUGGAGGAAGCGUUGGAUUCUCUGAAGAGCGAACGAGAGCAGAAGAACAAUCUGAGAAAAGAGCUGGCUCAUCAUCUCAGCCUGACUGACAGUGUUUAUGGAGCCAGCACUCACCUGGCCAUCUCUGCCGUGGAGGGUCUGAAGUUUGCAGAGGAGGCUGCGACCAAUGGCACGUCUGCUUCCGGGACCAGUCCUAACAACGAGGACAGCAACCGGUGUAAUAAUGAGUGUAAUGGACAUGGACCAAAAGGAGAAUACCAUCGCAGGAAGACAGAGAUGCUCCCGGUGUCUGAUCUCUUCAGUGAACUCAACCUGUCUGAGAUACAGAAACUCAAGCAGCAGCUCAUACAGGUUGAGCGAGAGAAAGCAAUUCUACUUACCAACCUGCAGGAGUCUCAAACUCAACUGCAGCACACGCAGGGUGCUUUAACUGAGCAGCACAGACGUGUUCACCGCCUUACGGAACGUGUUAAUGCUAUGAAACGCCUCCACAAUGACAAGGAGUUUGACACAGAAGAGUCCGAGAAGGGCGACGGUCCUAUUAACGGUUGCUGUGAGUUUGAAACAGACAUCAAUGGAAUAGAGCUUCUAGAGUGCAAAUACAGAGUUGCCGUGACUGAGGUCAUUGACUUGAAGGCGGAGCUUAAGGUGUUGAAGGAAAAGUAUAACCAGUCUUUGGAGAGCCAAUCAGAAGAGAGCAACCACAGCGAAGGGAAGGUCCAGGCGCUUGAAGAACAGGUGAAACAACUGGAGAAAAGCUGUCGUGAGGCACGUGAGCGGGUCAGCAGUCUGGAAGCUGAGCUUCGGUGUGCUUCUGGAAUGGCCAGCGAAAGUAACGGCAUGCUGAAUGCAGCUCAAGAUGAGCUGGUUACAUUUAGCGAGGAACUUGCUCAGCUCUACCACCACGUCUGCUUGUGCAACAAUGAAACGCCAAAUCGUGUCAUGCUGGACUACUACCGUCAGAGUCGGGUCACACGUAGUGGCAGUCUCAAAGGCCCAGAAGACCCACGAGCCCUGCUUUCUCCACGUUUAGCUCGGCGUCUUGCAGCUGUGAACUCCUCAGACAUGUCCAAGAGUCCUCAAGACUCUCCUUCGAAGGAACCCCUUGGAGACGGAAUUAAAGGGGAAGGAGGAAGUCCCAAUAGAACCCCAUUUGGCUCACCAAUCAAUGGUUCAUCUCUCUCAUCCUCCACAAUUCCAGAGACAGGUGAUCUCCGCAGGGAGCCCAUGAACAUCUAUAACCUCAACGCCAUCAUCCGUGACCAAAUCAAGCACCUGCAGAAGGCUGUAGACCGCUCUCUCCAGUUGUCCAGGCAGAGGGCUGCUGCUAGAGAGUUGGCGCCUAUCCUCGAUAAGGACAAGGAGGCCUGCAUGGAGGAGAUCCUGAAACUCAAAUCGCUCCUGAGCACCAAAAGAGAGCAGAUCGCCACCUUACGUCUUGUCCUAAAAGCCAACAAACAGACUGCUGAGGUGGCCCUGGCAAACCUCAAGAGCAAGUAUGAAAAUGAGAAAUGCAUGGUGACGGAGACAAUGAUGAAGCUUAGGAAUGAACUCAAGGCUCUCAAAGAAGACGCAGCCACCUUUUCCUCACUGAGGGCAAUGUUUGCAACAAGAUGUGAUGAGUAUGUAACUCAACUAGAUGAGAUGCAGAGGCAGCUGGCUGCCGCAGAAGAUGAAAAGAAGACUCUGAACUCCCUCCUGCGAAUGGCCAUUCAGCAGAAACUGGCCCUCACGCAGCGCCUGGAGGACCUGGAGUUUGACCACGAGCAGUCGCACUGUGGCCGUGGAGGGAAAGUGCCAAAAAUUAAGAGCAGCCCUCAAAAAGUAAGUCAUGGAACUGCACUCACUGCUCCCCCUAGUCCCACUGCGUCCAAACCCCCUUCCUUUCCGUUCCAAAACAAUGUGGUUGCAUCAGCUAGUAGCUCUCCUUCACUGGAUGUACCUACUCCAUCCUCGUCCCUCUGGACCUCCUCAACCCAACCGUUUUUCCUUGGCCAGUCGCAGUGGAACCUGGGCACUCAGACUUUAGUGUUAGACCCAGAGACGUUAAGUAUUGAGUUUUGUCAAGUUGUUCAUAGCAGGGACUCUGACGCUCAUGUUGCCAGGUCUGCUCCCACUUCUCCCUAUCUGGGUGCUCGGCAGCAGUCACAGCGCUCCAUGAGAUCGCGCAUACGCUCCGAUCUGAUUCAGUUCAAAACUGCAAGAAACUCUAGAAUCCCGAGUGCUGACCCUGAGUAGGUGACAAGGUUUGAGGACAGACUGGUUUCCAUACGAAGUGACUGUUUGGAGUGUAUGAUUCAACUCAGGGAUAGAUUUAUAGACAUUUUUAUUUGAUACUAUUUAAAAUGUCCAUAAUUCAGUAAUCAAUUAUUUUAAUGAUACUUUCUGCCAAUUCUGCCUGUACAAAAUCAAUUUUAUAUAAGCUUCACAUUAAAAGCACAUGUGGAACACGAGUGAAACACACAUGAAACAUGUGGCUUUGUGUAUGUAAAAUAAUAUAUAAUCAUUUUGAUUGAUUUCUACACAUUUUACGAUAUUGUUAAGAUUGUUAUGAUUUUGGACCAUUCUCAUUUGAGGAAAAAAAUGUGAUCACUUUAAAAACCACAUACCAAAACCACGUUUCUUGUGUUUCCCGUGUUUCAAAUGAGUAACAAAUGAGUAACAGGUUUUUCUGUAAGGUCAGUAUAUGUGGGCCGUGUGGCUUUGUGAGAUGGUAUUUAUUAAAUAGUGUCUGAGUAUAAAGAUAAUAUUAAAUAAAAAGAUUGCAUAUA
This is a messenger RNA of Danio rerio (zebrafish), 3290 nucleotides long. NCBI's taxonomy places the organism in Eukaryota, Metazoa, Chordata, Actinopteri, Cypriniformes, Danionidae. The record is from RefSeq and is a predicted model, not a curated record.